Nomascus leucogenys (northern white-cheeked gibbon) is the source of this 753-nucleotide messenger RNA. RefSeq names its product cystatin D (gene CST5). The record is from RefSeq and is a predicted model, not a curated record. Gene Ontology annotation, molecular function: cysteine-type endopeptidase inhibitor activity. Lineage: Eukaryota; Metazoa; Chordata; Mammalia; Primates; Hylobatidae.
GCUUCCUGCCUCAGCCUCCUGCUGCUUUGCUCUCUGGGAGAUCCAGCUCCUUGCUCUGUGUCCCAGUAGAACAUGACCUGGCCCAUGUACACCCCACUGCUGCUGCUGACUGCCUUGAUGGUGGCCGUGGCCGGGAGUGCCUCGACCCAAUCUAGGAACUUGGUGGGUGGCGUCCAUGCCGCAGACCUCAAUGACAAGAGUGUGCAGCGUGCCCUAGACUUCACCAUCAGCGAGUACAACAAGGACAUUAGUAAGGAUGAGUACUACAGCCGCCCUCUGCAGGUGAUGGCUGCCUACCAGCAGAUCGUGGAUGGGGUGAACUACUACUUCAAUGUGAAGUUCGGUCGAACCAUAUGCACCAAGUCCCAGUCCAACUUGGACAACUGUCCCUUCAAUGACCAGCCAAAACUGAAAGAGGAAGAGUUCUGCUCUUUCGAGAUCAACGAAGUUCCCAAGGAGGAUAAAAUUUCCAUUCUGAACUACAAGUGCCGGAAAGUCUAGGGGUCUGUGUAAGGCCUGUCACAUUGAUCACCUCCUACUCCCACCCCCUGUAGUGCUCCCACCCCUGGACUGGUGGCCCCCACCCUGGGGAAGUCUCCCCAGGCACCUGCACCAGGAUACAGACAGAGAAGGCAGCAGGAGGCCUUUGUUGCUCAGCAGGGGGUUCUGCCCUUGCUCCUUCCUUCUUGCUUCUCAUAGCCCCAGUGUGCAGUGCACGCUCUCCCAACUCCUGCAAUUAAACAGUAGCAUCGC